Molecule: messenger RNA, 240 nt
Organism: Pediculus humanus corporis (human body louse)
Lineage: Eukaryota; Metazoa; Arthropoda; Insecta; Psocodea; Pediculidae
Exons: 3
Coding region: 1-240 (79 amino acids)
Source: RefSeq, a predicted model, not a curated record
AUGAAAACAAAAAAAAAAAAAUUUAUCGUGGCAACAAACAAAAGAGGAAAAAAAAAAAAACAACUCAUGUUAAUUGUAGUGCACGAAGAAAAAAAAAAAAAUACGCAGAUGAGAACAACUGGAAAAACAAAAAACUCUAACGAAGUUGUGUUUAAUCAAGGUCGUUUAUUUGAAUAUCUCAAUGUCGAAAUUUACAUGUCGUCACACGAGAAAAGAAAAAAAAUUGAUUUAUUUCGUUAA